Malaya genurostris is the source of this 1424-nucleotide messenger RNA. RefSeq names its product gelsolin-like. The record is from RefSeq and is a predicted model, not a curated record. The coding region runs from base 132 to 1301 and encodes 389 amino acids. Gene Ontology annotation, molecular function: phosphatidylinositol-4,5-bisphosphate binding; actin filament binding. Gene Ontology annotation, cellular component: actin cytoskeleton; cytoplasm. The transcript is spliced from 3 exons. Gene Ontology annotation, biological process: barbed-end actin filament capping; actin polymerization or depolymerization; actin filament severing. NCBI's taxonomy places the organism in Eukaryota, Metazoa, Arthropoda, Insecta, Diptera, Culicidae.
AGAUGUUUGUUUUAAAAACAAAACUCAGAAGCUAAUUGCUAUAAAUUGACGCCGUUCGACUUCAGUUCGGAACGAGAAACUGAUCGAAGCGGUUGUGUUCGUAAGAGUAGUGAUCCAUCGUCAAGACGAAAAUGUACCACCGCCUGCUGAUAUUGACGCUAGCGGCCGCUGUUUUCAGUGUCGCUCUUAGUGCCACUGUACCAAGCGGACCAAAUCGCAAACUGGACAUCCCCGCCUUCAAGACUGCUGGCCAAACGAAGGGUGUAGAAAUUUGGCGUGUAGAAAACUUCAAACCGGUGGCAGUACCGAAAGCAGAAUACGGAAAAUUCUACACCGGUGAUUCAUACAUCGUUCUCAACACAGUUGAGGACAAAAACAAAAAGAAAUCCUAUGACGCCCACUUCUGGUUGGGAUUGAAAACCACUCAGGACGAGGCCGGUGCCGCUGCUAUCCUCACCGUACAGCUGGACGAUCUGCUGAGCGGAGUACCCGUGCAGCACCGUGAGGUUGAAGGUUCCGAAUCAGACCUGUUUCUCAGCUACUUCAAGGGAGGCGUACGCUAUUUGGAAGGUGGUGUCGCUUCCGGAUUCAAGCACGUGGAAACCAAUGCCGCUAAACCAAAACGUCUCUUCCAAAUCAAGGGAAACAAAAAUAUUCGCGUUCGCCAGGUCGAAUUGGCCGUAUCUGCUAUGAAUAAGGGCGAUUGUUUCAUCCUGGAUGCUGACCGAGAUAUUUACGUGUACGUCGGUCCUAAAGCCAAUCGCAUUGAAAAGCUUAAAGCAAUCAACGUUGCCAACGAUAUCCGCGAUCAAGAUCAUGCUGGACGGGCCAAGGUUCAUACCAUUGAUGAAUUUAGCUCGCCAACCGAUCAAGAGAAUUUCUUCAAUGUCCUUGGAUCAGGAUCGCCAAAUCUUGUGCCGGAACAAUCGGCUGCCAAAGAAGACGCAGCUUUCGAAAAAGCCGACGCGGCCAGUGUUUCCCUGUACAAAGUCACCGAUUCUAAGGGCGGAAAACUUGCUGUCGAACAAAUCAAUCAGAAACCAUUGAAGCAGGAGAUGUUGAAACCGGAAGAUUCCUUCAUUCUGGACACCGGUUCUGGUUUGUACGUUUGGAUCGGCAAAGGUGCAACCCAACAGGAAAAAACACAGGCCUUGGUAAAAGCACAGGAAUUUAUCAAAACCAAAAAGUAUCCAGCAUGGACACCGGUAGAGCGCAUUGUCCAAAACGCAGAGACAGCUCCGUUCAAACAUUUCUUCCAGACAUGGCGGGACGCAGGAUCGACCGGAUCGAGACUAGUCUAGAAGAACGACGAGAUGGAAGUUGUUGGACAUGUAGACUGCGAUUGUUGUAGUUAGUAUCGAAUUUGUACUUGAUCAUAUCGGGUAAUAAAGUUUUCUACACCAGAGGCACUGGCACUUUCCCGA